AUGGCAUCCAAUUCAAAGAACAAAACAGACCUCGCUAAGAUUGGGGAAGAAACGUUUGCUAUCAUAGAUGACAUUUUCCCAGAUGGGCGUAAUUACUCCAAGCCUCCAUCAGCAGCAGCGACUGCUCCACCAAGUAGAAUCCAACAUCAGUUGUUUCACCAUCAGUAUCAACCCCAGCAGGCUUACGUAGUUCAGCAACAAGUGUAUGAUGCUCCCUUACCUGCUAAGAGGACUGAGAGAGUCAUAAACUGCUACGAGGCUGCCAAAAUGUACGGUGGGACUGUGUCUCUGGAGUAUCCUAAAAGGAAGCCUGCUCGUAAGGGUUUCUUUUUUUGA
Lactuca saligna is the source of this 336-nucleotide messenger RNA. NCBI's taxonomy places the organism in Eukaryota, Viridiplantae, Streptophyta, Magnoliopsida, Asterales, Asteraceae. The record is from the annotation of a GenBank genome assembly.